Molecule: messenger RNA, 1703 nt
Organism: Abrus precatorius (Indian licorice)
Lineage: Eukaryota; Viridiplantae; Streptophyta; Magnoliopsida; Fabales; Fabaceae
Product: probable mitochondrial saccharopine dehydrogenase-like oxidoreductase At5g39410
Exons: 2
Coding region: 106-1488 (460 amino acids)
Biological process (GO): glycolipid biosynthetic process
Cellular component (GO): plasma membrane; mitochondrion; lipid droplet
Source: RefSeq, a predicted model, not a curated record
UCAACGAUCGUUUAAUUGUGAGACAGGUGUGAAGGUUUCAUUUCAUUGAAAACCUCACUUGCUCUUUUCUCAACUCUCUGCAACUUCAAGAAGUGAAACGCCGAAAUGGAAGGAGAAGAGCAACGAAACGCGAAUCCCAACGAAAACGAUGGUCAUUUCGACAUCAUAAUCCUUGGAGCCUCAGGUUUCACAGGCAAAUACGUUCUCAGAGAAGCACUUAAAUUCCUCAACACCCCGACCUCGCCGCUCAAAUCCAUAGCCCUAGCAGGCCGGAACCGCACCAAGCUGGCCCAAACCCUCGAAUGGGCCGCGCGGCCCAACGUGCCGCCCACACUCCCCAUUCUCACCGCCGACACCAGCGACCCGUCGUCACUGCGGGCCCUAUGUGGGCGCACGUCACUCCUUCUCAACUGCGUGGGCCCAUUCCGCCUCCACGGCGAGCCCGUGGUGGCGGCCUGUGCUGAAGCGGGCUGCGACUACCUGGACAUCUCGGGCGAGCCCGAGUUCAUGGAGCGCAUGGAGGCCGGGUACCAUGAGCGGGCUUUGGAAACGGGAUCGCUGGUGGUUUCGGCUUGUGGGUUCGAUUCGGUUCCGGCGGAGUUGGGCCUGAUGUUGAAUUCGAGAGAGUGGGUGGGCCCCGCUGUGCCGAAUCGGGUGGAGGCUUACCUGAGCUUGGAAUCGGAGAAGAGGAUUGUUGGUAACUUCGCCACGUACGAAUCCGCGGUUCUGGGUGUUGCCAAUGCACACAGCUUGCAACAACUCAGAAGGUCCAGACCCAGAAAACCUCGCCCUCUGAUUCCUGGACCCCCUCCUUCAAAAGGAGAAACUAUAGAGAACCAGAAGAAAGUUGGUCUUUGGGCAGUAAAGCUACCUUCAGCAGAUUCAGUGGUGGUUCGAAGAACACUCGCAAUUCUAACAGAAAACCCUCGUGGUCUUCCCGGCCUGAAUGAGAGUGCUGAGAUGGUUGAGAAAAGGGAAGCUUUCUGGUCAUCUGUAAAGCCAGCUCAUUUUGGUGUGAAAAUAGGCUCAAAAUCUUUGUUGGGCAUUCUCCGAAUCAUUAUGGUUGGAGUUUUCAUUGGCCUUUUAGGAAGUACUGGUUUUGGAAGGUGGCUUCUUCUGAAAUUUCCUUCAGUAUUUAGCCUUGGUUGGUUCAGGAAGAAGGGUCCUUCCGAAGAGGAGGUGGAAAGUGCUUCCUUCAAGAUGUGGUUUGUUGGGCAUGGUUUUAGUAAUGAAAGGCUUGCUUCUCAGGGAAACACAAAACCUGACAUGGAAAUUAUAACAAGAGUAAUGGGACCUGAAAUUGGAUAUGUCACCACACCAAUCAUUCUUAUUCAGUGUGCUCUUAUUCUUCUCAGCCAACGGAACAACCUUCCAAAGGGUGGAGUUUACCCUCCUGGGAUUAUAUUUGGUCCAACUGAUCUCCAAGACAGACUUCAACAAAAUGGAAUAUCCUUUGAUAUCAUCUCAAAAAACACUAUUUCUUCUUGACUGUUAUAUGUUCAAACAACUUUGAGCAUGUUUGAUUUUUAUUUUAAAAUAGUUUUUUUUUAAUUUUUAAAAGUAAAAUACAAUACAAAUUUAUAUUGUAUUUUAAUUUUAAAAAUAGAAAAUUAUUUUAAAAAUAGAAAUCAAACGUACUUUUAAUUAUUAUAACCACGGUAUUUGUUUUAUUUGACCAAUUUUAUACUAUACUAUAGUUAUAC